Molecule: messenger RNA, 4647 nt
Organism: Myodes glareolus (Bank vole)
Lineage: Eukaryota; Metazoa; Chordata; Mammalia; Rodentia; Cricetidae
Gene: C6H1orf167
Product: chromosome 6 C1orf167 homolog
Source: RefSeq, a predicted model, not a curated record
CUUCCACCUCACACUUAACGUGGUCGUUAGCGGUCCCAGGCGGGGAGCCCCUCCCGGUUCAAACCUGAUUGGCCAAAGGAAAGGUCCCAAGGAAGAGUGAGGACAGGAAACUGGUCACAGGCUCCUGUGCCCAUGGAGCCAAGGCCUGCCACCAGAUACAAGGAGAAUGUACCCCCAAAGACUGUGACCAUCCUGGGACCAGAGCUGAAGAGACCCUGGAGGAACAUGGACAUCAGCCUGGGGAACAGAGGAGGCCAGAGGACGCCCGUAUGCCAGGCUGCCACAUGCCCCCAAGGCUCAGUGUUAUGCCAGAAACCCUGCCAAGUUCAAAGUAAUCUGGCCAGCCCCCACCUCUGCCUGGCCCCUGCCCUGAAGGGCACCACUGACCAACUAGGUGACACAGGUCUUUGGCAACAGAAUAACCUACAGCUUCCAGCAGGGAGGUCCCCAGGGAGGCCCCGAGAGCCCUUUGCACAGCAGAGUAACCUGUGCUACCGAGGGAUCCCUAGUCCCCAUCUGCAGAACAGCUGCUUGCCACCAACAGUCCCAUUCUCCUGCCAGAGGCAGACACUCAGGGUCACAGACACCCUCUACUUGGACUCUAGACUCUCUGGGGGCUUGGCACCUCUUGAUAGGUGCACACGGCCUGGCCCUAGGUCCUGGUGUGGUUCAGGGAACAGGGUACCCAGGCUCAUGGGGGAGCCCCUUACCUUGGAGGAUCUGUCUGUGUCUGCCCACAGCCAGUCUUGGGCCCAUUCCUGUUCCUCGUGCAGUGCUGACCACUGGCUGCUGGACUCCAUUCCACACCUAGAGCCUGAGACAACCCGUUCAGGGAGCCUGACAUCCCAGGAGCACCCAACCCCUACAAAGAAGGGGCCCUACACUGGUGGUAGCCAGUCAACCCCUGCCCAGCGUUGGCCCAGUCUCCUGGAGACUCUAGAGGUUCAAGCUAGACUCUCAGAGUCCCCUGUGUUCAAGCCCCUGUUACAUGAGGCCACUCUGGGAACACUGCCUGGGGAUUUCUCUGACUCAGACCAGGAGAUCCUUUCUACCCGGCCCCUUGGGGCAAGAGAGAAAGGCUCCCCAGGCCUUCCACACAACAAAAGGAACAGAGGGCACUUCAAUGUCACAGGAGAGACAGGGAGGAGGGAGGCCAGACUCCAAUCUCCAACCUUCUUCAGUGUCCUGCCUGGGCAGGAAGGAAGAGAGAAGGCCCCACAGGAAAAAACAGGCAGGGAUGGGGAGAGGAUGACCUCCUGCCCAUCAAAUACAACCCCAGCUCAGAGUACUCGGCAGAACAAGGCUCAAAGUGUCAGGACCUCAGAUCCCCAGGCUGCUUGCCGGAAACUGCUGUCCAGAAGCUUCAGAGCCUGGAGGCGCCUGUCCCAGAGGCACCAGGCAAGAGCUGAGGCCGUAGCUCAGAACCACAGGCGGCUGAUUCGAAAGAGCCUCAGACUACUGCGCUGUGUCCUACGGCUCCGCGAGGCCCAACAGGAGGCAACGUGGGGACAGCUUGCAGAGGCCCUGCAGGCCUGGAGCUUCCAAGAGGGGAGCCAUGGCAGUUUGCAGCAGAAACAGGAGCAACCCCACAGCCAGGCUGCAUCACCAAUCCUUGCUUCUAAGGGAAGUCCUUCCCUGGGAAGAAAAGCAACCAUGGACCUUGCCUGUAAAUGCAGGUGCUUUAGGGCCUGGCAACAGCUGGCUCAAAGAGCGGCCCAGUACAGGAGACACCUGGCCCACCGAAGGGUGAGGCUCCUGAGGAUAUGCCUGGGACAGUGGCUGAAGAUGAGGCAGCUCCAGGCCUCAGAUGUGGCAAAGGUGGCUCAGUUGGCCUUCUGCCAGCGGAAGGCAGGGAAUAAGGCCCUCAGCGUCUUAGUCCCAGGAACUGCCACCACCCAUUGCCUGGAGACAGCGGUCCAGGCCCAGCAGUUACCCAUGAAGCCAGGUUGGUGCUCCCUAUGGGAAGCCUGCCAAAUGUUGGCCCUGCACCGGGUCCUGCUGCUCUGGAGGACACGACUCUACCAGCACCAGCAAGCCAUCUCCUUUUCGCAGGGCAUGCAGAAGCGGGUUCUGCAGUACUUCCUGAGGCAGUGGCGUUUGAGGGUCUGGGGUCUGGACCCUCCCUCACGCAGCCUGGAGACCAUGUUAGCCCUGGAGCCAUGGGACAACAGCCCGGGAGGGGAGGCUUGGCCCAGCUGCAGAACAUCAGGAGGGUCACUGGAGAAGGUGCGGGUCCAGCAGACUCAGGGCGCAGUGAGGUGGUUCGGGCGUACCCUCCAGAGGCGCUAUUUCCAGGCCUGGUGUGAACGCAUGAGGGACAUAGCAGUGUCCCAGGGCCAGCAUCAAGGACGAGCCUUCCAGGACGACCUGAGAAGAGGCCUGGGGGCCACACUUGCUGGCUCACAGGAGGCCUGCAGAGCAGGGCCCCUGGCACAGGAUUGGUGCGUGGCCCAGGCCUCUGUCCUAGGCUGGAGAAGCUUUCCUCAGCAGUGUGGAACUGACAGACAGCUGAGGAGGGCCCAGGCCCAGCAGCCUUUUGUGGUAUGGAAAGUCACCCUGGGGCAGUGCUGUGAGGUCCGGCAACAGGGAGGAAGGAGAGUUCAAGUCCUGCCCGCAGUCCAGGUGGCCCUGUGCUGGGUCCUGUGGGUGCACGAGUCCCACCUAGGCCAGAUCCACCAAGAUCAUGCUGCCCAGCAACUGACAACCAGGGUCCCAGAGGUCUGGCUGCAGCUAGCAGUCUGGAGUCAUGCCCAGCACACUGAUGUCACCCACUGUUGGCAGAGGCUUCUGUAUCUUCUUAGGACAUACUGGGUUCAGUGGCGGUCAACUCAGUGGAGACAGACCCAGGCACAGGGCAUGAUCUUCAGCAGAGGGCAUCUCCUGCAACAGACGGACACCCCAAACUUUUUGAUACAGCUGAGGUGGGCUCAGACCCACAGCCGCUGGACACCCGUUAGACCGAGUGCGGUGCCCAGCCUGGCAUGGCAGCCUGGAAGAGGCAUACAGAAGACCACAUCCUGUGCUCACAGUAAGAAGCUGAGUCCCGGGGUCUCAGCCCUCAGGCCUCACCUGUGAAACACUGCCCCUGUUCACAGCUGUUGGGUGAUUCUCUUCUACCCCCAUUAGCUCCUUGGGCCAUCCUACAACCUGGGUACCUGAGAGUGGCCACUGCUCCCCCAAACCAAGGCUUAUCCUCUUGAUGGAAUUCUCUCCAGGUGACACAGAGUGGCCUCUCUGCCCAACCUUCCAGUUCUGGCUGCCACUGCCUGCGUGGGCACAGCCCCCUACAGGACUAGGCAAACACUGCAGCUCUGAGACCAGGGCCCUCCAGGGCCAAGGCGAGGCUCCUCAAAGGUGACUAGGGCAGGAGCGACUGUGCAUGUGACAUCAUGGAAGAGGGGUGGUCACCUCAGGCCAGUAACUGGGUGACCCCAGCAGGAUGGCCCUAGGGACUUGCUUUUCACCUUGCAGAGGUUAUGUUGUACUUGGCCUGCAGGAAUAGGCACCUACAGCGUUGGCAGAUCCAGGCUUCGCAGCGAGCCAGGUGCCUGACAAGGGCAUGGCAGCUCUGGGUAGAUGUUCACUGGGCGGAGCAGCUGUCUAGGACCCUGGUAGGUGGGCUUAGUUCCUCUCCAUCCUGCAGAGGCCCUGGAACAGAUUCUCUCAUUCAUCGUAUCCCUUGGCCGACUCUAGACAAACCUGUAUCUCGCUGUGGUCUCUGGACUAGAGUCAGGAGUCCUUGUCUGCUAACAUUCUUAGAUGAUGGCCCCCUUGUCACUUCCCUUUCUCCCUGGGGCGGCAGAAGUAGAAGGGCUAGGGCUGCCAGGACCAGAACGGCAAAGAGUCUUUUCUGUCAACUCUCUCUGUAGCUCAGACAGUGGCACCUGGAACAGGCCUGGAGGACAUGGCGGAAAAGGGUCCUUCAGCUGCAGGUGGCUCAGCGGUUACUCCAGCAGGAAGAGAGCUGGGUCCUUUCCCAGGUGGCUCUACCUCACCUCGCCUAGUCAGCCUUCCAAACCGUGUCACCUUUGGGCUGAGCCAGGGAGAAGGGAGGGGUUGUCCCUGCUCAGCACCCUGAGGUUUCCUCAUUCAGUAAGCUGAUCAAUGGUUACAGAGCACAGUGGUUAUUAGAGCCCUUGACUGGUGGCCAUAAGCCCAGCCCAGUGUCAGUCACUCAAUCUGAGACCAGGCUGUUGUUGGCACUGGCUAUCCAUGCUGGUCCCUGCAGGGCCUGGGUCAUUUGCAGGUCACUGGGUACAGCUUCCCAGGGCCACAAGUUCAGUCUAUUCAAAGCCUGUAUGUUUGGGUUGAGAUAGGGCGACCCGGCUGCGAGGGCAGAGGAAAAGGCCUCUGGUUGAGAUACACAGAGCAUGGCUCAGGUGUCAGUCUGACAGGCCCUGGAGGGAGCCGAGAUCCAUGUCCUUUCUUGUCCCUCCCUGCUUCCAGGCCUUUGAAAAGUGGUACCGGCGCCUGGUAGCCAGGAACCCACGAGAAGAACCAGACGUGGCAGGUGUGGAGCAGAGCAGGGCCCAGCAGCAGCUGUGCUGUGAGCUACGCCCGAGAAACAAACGGAACCAGGCCAGGCCCACAGCUGAAGGCUCAGCUCCCAGAGCUCUGGGGGCACAAUAAAGAACGUCCCUUCCUCCA